AUGACAUCCACCAAAGUUGAAGCACCGGCCACCGAGAGCCAAGAGCCUCAAUACAACAACGUCGACCUCGUGCAUUUUGAGCCUCGCCACUAUGGCGACUGGCGCGAUGAGUUCCAUCAAAAUGGAUGCGUCGUGAUCAAGAAUGUCAUCAGCCCCGAGCGUGCAGAGUACUACCGCGACAAGCAAAUCCAAUGGCUGAAGAAGUUCGAGCUUGGAUUCGACGAGAACGACGAAAGCACCUGGACAGCGAAGCAUCUACCCGUGAGCUUCAAGGGAGGCAUGUACUUUGCCUAUGCAGCGCCCCAUGAAAAGAUGGCAUGGGAAGCGCGCACCGAGCCCGCAAUCGUGGAGAUCUUCGAAAAGCUCUGGGAAACCAAGGAGUUAAUCUCCAGUUUCGAUGGAAUGAACAUUUCCAUGCCUCGACGCAAAGAUCUAAACUGGAGUCCCUGGCCCCAUUGCGACCAGAACCAGAACCGCAAAGGAAUGCAAGCCGUCCAAGGCCUUCUCAACUACGCGCCCAACGGGCCCAAAGAUGGUGGCCUCAUGCUGAUGAAAGGCUCAUCGAAACUAUUCGAUGAAUUCUUCAAGCAUAAGCGCGAAUCAUUCGAUCACGAAGAUGCCCCUCCCCCCGAGAUCAAGUACAUGGACUUGUUCCUGUUCAGCGAGAAAGACGUCAACUGGUUCAAAGAGCAGGGAUGUGAGCUGAUCAAGGUCAACAUGGAGCCAGGCGACUUUGUGCUCUGGGAUUCGCGCACUAUGCACUAUGCCUGCUUGCCGGAGGGAGACCAGAUUCGUCAUGUUCAGUAUAUCUGCAUGACUCCACGUCGCUUCGCUACGCCAGAGGCGUUGGAGCUGAAGAAGCAGUGCUUCGAGAACUUUACGGGGACUACGCACUGGCCGCAUUGCAAUAUCCGUCCCACGAAGGAAAAGCCUAUGCGUGAUGGUGAAGUCUGUCCCAAGGAUCGGAGCGAGCCGUUCGAGAAGCCAGAAUUGACGGAUACGGUCUUGAGAUUGGCGGGAGUCAAGGAAUACUAG
Molecule: messenger RNA, 1035 nt
Organism: Penicillium olsonii
Lineage: Eukaryota; Fungi; Ascomycota; Eurotiomycetes; Eurotiales; Aspergillaceae
Source: the annotation of a GenBank genome assembly